This is a messenger RNA of Habropoda laboriosa, 1080 nucleotides long. RefSeq lists its product as uncharacterized. The transcript has a single exon. Bases 1 to 1080 code for a protein of 359 amino acids. NCBI's taxonomy places the organism in Eukaryota, Metazoa, Arthropoda, Insecta, Hymenoptera, Apidae. The record is from RefSeq and is a predicted model, not a curated record.
AUGAAGAAUCAAAAGUGCUGCGGUCACUGUCCAGGAAAACUGCUUCCUCCAGGAAGCAACGAGUUGCACGAAUGUUGUCAGCCGCGAUACGUUUCCGGGAACUUGAAAAUAUCUUCCUUGAAGAAGCUUGUAUCAGACGAUCCAGUAAGAAAAGAGGUCAAGGAGGAUGUUCCAUUACCAUUACCAGAGAAUCGAUCACUCUGUUACGAUCGAUUCGCUAUAGCAAAGAAGCUUCAUGCAGAAAAUCUAGAGCAUCAACCACUUCCAGACAGGGUUGACGAUUCUAUCUUCAAGAACGUGAGAUCACAAGGAUGCUGUUGCGGAUCCUGCAAACAUUGUGAACGAACUGACGAAGACUGUUUGAAGAAGUUGAGCAGACGUUAUGAACCUGUUCUCGGCUACAAGGAACCUAAGACCAAGAUGGAUCUGGCUAUUUGUUGGGAAACUCCUGUAGAUCCUGUUUAUGAACCACAUAAACCUGCUCAUAUCGAUGGUUCUGAAGGUGGACUUGCACCAGCUAUAUUCAGUCUCGUUCAACACACUUCAACGUCCAGAGCUUCUCUUCAUUCUGGCUCUGCGAGGAAAGAGGAACCUCCCACUUCAGGUCGUGGUCGGUACAGAUCACAGGAAGAUGGAAAUCAUUCGGGGAAUGAGAACAAAGUGGUGGAUAGUAAGGAUGGUAAAUGUUGCUGUGAAUGUCUAUGCAAAGAUUUAGAUAAAGUGAAGAUUUCAAAGAAGAUUCAGGUUGGCGGAGGACCGAGGAAUGUGUCCUUCAGGAAGUGCGUUGCCUGUGAGGCAAAGAAUAUCAAGGAAGAUCCUAGAUUGAUCAGAUCAGCUGUUGGAUUGGCGUUGGGUAUGGAGAAGAGUGAAAAUAAUCCGAGGAAAACUGGUAUCAAGUCAACGAUACCAAGACCAAGAACUCCUUUCGCCAGGAGAAACUUUUGCAUCGACAGUCUGUCUCCUCCUUUCAGUGUCGUGAACGGCUACAGAGACGCUGAUUUUCCUGAACACUGGAGACUUAUGUCCGUUUACCAGCAGUCUUAUAGGAAUCCGUAUAGACGGAGGAAUUAUCGUUGUUGA